AUGUUGGUGCGAAACUCGGGCACACAACCAGGUGCUGUGAUUCCGCUUCGGAUAUCCUCGCUUUCUAAUGGCUCUACACAAUCUCCUUCACAAUGCAUCAACACGGACUUUGUCAUGUGGCCAGCCCCUGAUGGGUGGUACACUCCUGCCCGAGUUUCUUUGCACGAGGACGAGGAGCCCUUCCCAAAAUUCCAAGACCCAACCAAAUCUCUGAUAAUCGAACGAACUCUACUUCUGGACACCCUUCGCUCUCGCGCAACAUUCGUGUUACAUCAUGCAAGAGACCAUGAGCGGUUGAGGUUCGAAGCUCUCUUGUCCCGCGUCGCUCCGUCUGGUCAUAUAAAACAUGAUCAAGAUUUAUCGUAUAUCAGAGCAUCUAUUCCAGGAAUCCUCGCCUUGGGAGAGAGCUUCCGCGCGCAGAGAAGACUUGGCAACAAAGGCAAGUUGCCCGCAAGCAGAGGAUUCCAGACUAACCUUCAGUCGAGUAGCGGAGAAUUACAGCCGAAAGAUAUCUUGAAGGAGAAGAUGAAAGAGCGAAGCCGCAAAGGGAUACGGCAGGCCUUGAUCUAUGAAAAGGACUUUCGCAUGGGACUUCUCGACCAGCGGACCAAUGAAGGCGUGCACCAGCGAGGCCGAUCGAUCAAGCGCACCCAUCCUGGCGCAUUUGAUCGAGCUAAGGUGACCACUGCACUGGUAAUGCUCCGCCAGACUUUCCCGACCCGUUACGAGGCCAUUCCUCUUGAGCAACCCAAGACCAGUGUGAUCUCAGAGGACCAGAAGUCGAGUGGCAAGCUCAACGUGGAAAAGGUAGGUCAACAGGAGCUUUCUCGAGGUGAGAGAGCCGUUUCCGAUGCCAAUAACGCUGAAGGGCACUCAGGAUCUUGGAAGUCUACAGAUUCGUUUGAAUCGGUCAAGAAGAAAGCUUCCUCCGUCUUCCGAGGUUUGGUGAACAAAGUCAGCCGAGGACGGUUCUCGAAUGAGAAAAGUAAGGCAUCGGGCUCUUCGCCGCCCCAUGCACACACUGCCAGCCAGCACAAAGUCAGCGGUCACGUGGCUGAGCUCGACAGUUUCCCAGUUGCUCUGAAGAUAAAUGACACUGUUGCGGCAUCGAGCAAUUCGUCUGAACCUACCUGCGCGGAAGCUGAUUCGUCCACAGAAAGAAGAAAACCUCAAACCAAGGAGGUCGUCAACGAAGCAGGAAUAGUACGUAAGAGAGAAAAUCGUGUCUCCAGAAGAUCGGGGCAUCCGAAUGCAUCGACCGUGGCCAGAACACCGUCCGCUCAAAGAUCAUCUGCAAAGCCCUCGUCUACAGGAAUCACCGGUAACAAUGAAGCUCGAGCGACCACCGCCCGGUUGCACCGUCCAGCCCUCCGACCACGCAUGAUCUCAGUCAAGGCAAGGAACAGAAACACCUUACACAAGCGCCGGCGAUCACAAAACUUUGCGGCAAGUAAGGAUCAGGCGCCGCAAAAGGCGAGUGCGUUGAAUCUGAACCAAGCAUCGUCCCGUUGGCACGUCGAGGUGAAGGCUCCAAAUCGCCAAACUCUCCGCAAGAGCGAGGACAAAGUACUGAGAGUGAUGGAAAAGGUGGAUCAGAAGGUCUUUGGCGAGAAUAACACUCGUUGA
Molecule: messenger RNA, 1626 nt
Organism: Fonsecaea monophora
Lineage: Eukaryota; Fungi; Ascomycota; Eurotiomycetes; Chaetothyriales; Herpotrichiellaceae
Product: Kinetochore protein mis13
Exons: 1
Coding region: 1-1626 (541 amino acids)
Source: RefSeq, a predicted model, not a curated record